ACAACAACCCUGGAGAUGUUCGGGGAGGGCGUCUCUCUCUCUCUCUCUGCGUCACACAACUGUUACCCCUGGUUAAUACUUGCCCUCUGUCUCUGUGUAGGUCACCAGUCGUCUUCGUCUUCCUCCUGCAGUGUGCUACAGUGCCCCGAGUCCUGCACCUGCAGCAACAACAUCGUGGACUGCAGAGGGAAGGGCCUGACGGAGAUCCCCACCAACCUGCCCGAAACCAUCACUGAGAUACGGCUGGAGCAGAACGCCAUCAAGGUGAUCCCAGCCGGGGCCUUCGCUCCUUAUAAGAAGCUGCGCAGGAUAGACUUGAGCAACAACCAGAUAUCCGAGCUGGCAUCGGAUGCCUUCCAAGGUCUGCGCUCCCUCAACUCCCUGGUUCUGUAUGGGAAUAAGAUCACAGAGAUCUCCAAAGCGCUGUUUGAGGGACUGUUUUCUCUGCAGCUGUUGCUGCUGAAUGCUAAUAAGAUAGCGUGCCUGCGCGUGGACGCCUUCCAGGACCUCCACAACCUCAACCUGCUCUCGCUGUACGACAACAAGCUGCAGACCAUCGCCAAGGGGACCUUCUCGUCGCUCAGAGCCAUACAAACACUUCACUUAGCCCAAAACCCGUUCAUCUGCGACUGCCACCUGAAGUGGCUGGCCGACUACCUGCAGGACAAUCCCAUCGAGACGAGCGGCGCUCGCUGCACCAGCCCGCGGCGGCUCGCCAACAAACGCAUCGGACAGAUCAAGAGCAAGAAGUUCCGCUGCUCAGGUACUGAGGAUUACCGCAGUAAGCUGGGGGGGGACUGCUUCGCCGACUUGGCCUGCCCAGAAAAGUGCCGCUGUGAGGGCACCACGGUGGACUGCUCCAACCAGAAGCUCACCAAGAUACCGGACCACGUCCCCCAGUACACGGCCGAGCUGCGCCUGAACAACAAUGAAUUCACCGUGCUGGAGGCGACGGGCAUCUUUAAGAAGCUGCCUCAGCUGAGGAAGAUUAACCUGAGCAACAACCGCAUCAGCGACAUAGAGGAGGGGUCCUUCGAAGGAGCCUCGGGGGUCAACGAGCUGAUUCUCACCUCCAACCGGCUGGAGAACGUCCACCACCGCAUGCUGAAGGGACUCAGCGGGCUGCGCACGCUAAUGCUGAGGAGCAACCGUAUCAGCUGUGUGAGUAACAGCAGCUUCGUGGGUUUGAGCUCCGUGCGUCUCCUGUCGCUCUACGACAACCAGAUCACCUCCAUGAACCCCGGAGCCUUCGACACGCUGCACUCCCUGUCCACACUAAACCUUCUGGCCAACCCCUUCAACUGUAACUGUCACCUGGCUUGGCUCGGAGACUGGCUGAGGAGGAAGCGCAUCGUCACCGGCAACCCUCGCUGCCAGAGCCCGUACUUCCUGAAGGAGAUCCCCAUCCAGGAUGUAGCCGUCCAGGACUUUGCCUGUGAAGACGGUAACGACGACAACAGCUGCUCACCGGUGCUGAGGUGUCCGGCCGAGUGUUCCUGUCUGGACACCGUGGUGCGCUGCAGCAACAAGGGCCUCACCACGCUGCCCAAAGGCCUCCCCAAAGAGACCACCGAGCUGUAUCUGGACGGUAACCACUUCACUCAGGUUCCCGCCGAGCUCUCCGAUUACAAACACUUAACGCUCAUUGAUUUGAGUAACAACCAGAUCAGCACGUUGUCCAACCACAGCCUCAGUAACAUGUCCGAGCUGCUUACUCUAAUCCUGAGCUAUAACCGGCUGCGGUGCAUCCCGGUGAGGGCGUUCGAUGGGCUCAAGUCGCUGCGUCUGCUGUCUCUCCACGGCAAUGACAUAUCACUGAUUCCAGAGGGCGCCUUCAAAGACCUGUCGGCCCUCUCCCACCUGGCGCUGGGGGCCAACCCGCUGCACUGUGACUGCCACAUGCAGUGGCUGUCCGACUGGGUGAAGAGCGGCUACAAGGAGCCCGGCAUCGCCCGCUGCGCCGGGCCCGGCGACAUGACCGACAAGCUGCUGCUCACCACGCCGUCCAAGAAGUUCACCUGCACAGGUCCAGUAGACGUGAGCAUCCAGGCCAAGUGCGAGCCCUGUCUGUCCAACCCCUGCAGAAACGACGGCACCUGCUCCAACGACCCGGUGCACUACUACCGCUGCAGCUGCCCCUACGGGUUCAAGGGACAGAACUGCGAGGAGCCCAUCCACGCCUGCAUCGGUAACCCGUGCCAGAACGGCGGCACCUGCCACCUGAAGGAGGGAGGAGGGGGCAACUUUUGGUGUGUGUGUGCAGAGGGCUUCGAGGGCGACUCGUGCGAGAUCAACUUUGACGACUGCGAGGACAACGACUGCGAGAACAACUCCACCUGUGUCGACGGAAUCAACAACUACACGUGCAUGUGCUCCCCGGAGUACACAGCUGCUACCAAUGAUGUGGAGAGAGGAGAGCUUUGUGAAGAAAAGCUGGAUUUCUGCGCUCCAGAGCUGGACCCGUGUAAACACGACUCAAAGUGCAUUUUGACCCCUCGGGGCUACAAGUGCGAGUGCACUCCGGGCUACGUGGGGGAGCACUGCGACAUGGAUUACAACGACUGCGAGGAGAACAAGUGUCAGAACGGAGGCCAGUGCAUAGACGCGGUCAACGGGUACACGUGCGUGUGCACAGAGGGAAACAGCGGCUUAUUCUGCGAGUUCUCUCCCCCGAUGGUCCUCCCGCGCACCAGCCAGUGUGACACGCACGACUGCCUGAACGGCGCCCAGUGCGUGGUCACCGGGGCCGAGCCGCGCUGCCAGUGCCUCCACGGCUACCAGGGCGAGCGCUGCCAGACGCUGGCCAGCGUCAGCUUCGUCGACCGCGAGUCCUACCUGCAGCUCCCCGCCGGCCUGCUGGCGCCAGAGACCAACAUCAGCCUGCAGAUUGCCACGGACGAGGACAGCGGCGUGCUACUGUACAAAGGGGACAGCGACCACAUCGCCAUGGAGCUCUACAGGGGACGCCUCCGGGUCAGCUACGAAACCGGAUCCUACCCCCCCUCCGCCAUAUACAGUGUGGAGACGGUGAACGACGGCAGCUUCCACGCUGUGGAGUUGGUCGCGUCGGACCAGACUUUAUCGUUGUCCAUUGACGGCGGUCCGCCCAAAUCCAUCAACUCCAUCAGCAAGCAGUCCACACUCAACAUAGACUCUCCGCUCUACCUGGGAGGUAUGCCAGAACGGGCCUCGUCCUCCGGGGGCCUCUCGUCCCUGCAGCACAGCUCAGGCGGACGCAACGGCACCAGCUUCCACGGCUGCCUCCGCAACCUGUACGUCAACGGGAAGCUGCAGGACCUGGGGGCCGGGCCGGGGGCCGGGGCUUUGACCUCCGGGGCCGCCCCGGGCGCCGCCAUCGAAUGGCUGGGCCGCGGCGUGGAGGCGGGCUGCCAGCCCUGCCAGAGGGGGGCCUGCGUCCAGGGAGACUGCCACCCGACCGGGCAUCGCGGCUUCACCUGCACCUGCCACCCGGGCUGGACGGGAACGGCGUGCGACCUGCAGGUCAACAACCCCUGCGACGGCAACAAGUGCGUCCACGGCACUUGCCUCCCGAUCAACUCGUACUCGUACUCCUGCCGCUGCCAGCCCGGCUUCGCAGGCGUCCUGUGCGACGAGCCGGACCAGGACGCGGCCAACCCCUGCACUCCGUCCCGCUGCAAACACGGCCGAUGCAGAGUGUCGGGCCUGGGCAAGGCCUACUGCGAGUGUAACGGCGGCUACACGGGAGAAGUGUGCGACAAAGAGGUGGCCUGCCGAGGGGAACGGGUCCGAGAUGUCUACCAGAGGCAGCAAGGCUACGCGGCGUGCCAAACCCAGGAGAAGGUCUCCCGCCUAGAGUGCCGGGGGAGCUGCGCGGGGGGGGCAGACGGACAGGGCACCUGCUGCACCCCCCUCCGCAGCAAACGCAGGAAAUACACCUUCCAGUGCACCGACGGCUCGUCUUUUGUCCAGGAAGUGGAGAAGGUUGUCAAGUGUGGCUGUACAAAUUGUUCCUCGUAAAAAAAAAAAAAAAAAAGAGAUUCUCUGCCCUCCAGAUUAAUCUUCUUGCCCACCUUACUUGAUGUCCAAGGUUUCCUCUCUGAGACAAACCCCUCACCCUCCACAGGCCCCCUCCCCCGACCGUCCCUGUUAUUUUUUUAUUUUUUUAAACCCUUAAAAAGAAAAUGAAAAAAAAACAACAAAAAAAAACAAGAGAAACAACAAAAAAAGAGUUUAUUUUAUUUGUCAGUUCUGGGCUGAUGAUUGAUGCUUCCUCGGUGGAGAUGUUGAAUUGUAUUGUAAAGUACAAAAACAGACUUAUUUUUUAUUAUGAAGUGGAGAACAAAAAACAAAGACAAAAAAAAAGACAAGAGUUGACUUUUUCCUUACUUCCUUUUCGUUGACCGUGACGACCCUGACGGCGUGCAACGCCCGCCUCUUCCCCCGGCGAGGCCGGUCCUUGUAGACUUCCUGCUUCCUGUCUGUGAGUUGUGUGUUUUUAGGAGUAACCUUAACUGGUAGUACCACAGACUCACCGCUAGCGGGCGCUGCAUUAAGAGCGCCGGAGACGGCGGACGGCGAUUUGAAAAGAAAACACAAAAAAUAAACUUCGACACGAGGAAGCACCACCGUUGGACCUCCUGGACCCUCGGAGACUGUGUGCAUGAUCCCACACACAGCUGUGCUCAAACGCCUGGUGUUCCUUACAGCUACUGAACAACAACACACACACACACACACAAGUGCUCUCACAUGUAGAGGAAUUACACACCUGCAAGGUUAGAUACAGUAGUCUCUGUUUAUCUGUACACACACACCCCCAAAGUCAUGAAUGACAAGUAUUUAUUGUACCAUAAAUACCUGUACUUAUUCAGUAGAUCCCCUGUGUUUCAAUCUGGUUCUUUUAAUAUAUAUUAAUUUAUAUUUUGUCCUUAUUUUUGUAUUAAAAAAGACAUACUCUGUCAAGAUAGCUGAACUAACAACAUGGUGUCCUUUAUUUUGGUUGAAGAGAAGUUUUUUUUUUUGGGAUCACUGAAACUAUUGUGCUUGCCAGAGACCGUAGUUACAUUUUAAUCUGCAAAUGUGACGUGAAGACAUUGUAUAUUUUUUUUCCUGAGAGUUUGUACUGUGCCAUUGCCAGAAGGUCUUUAUAUUAGAGUAUAAAUGUAUAGAUCACUUCUUUCCCUAUGUAUUUCACACACACAAUCUCGUGAGUAGCAUUGACCCUAGAGGAUGCUUAGGAGCUGUUUUUACCUUUUUAACAAAUUUAUGCUUAAAGAAUACUGUGACUUUUCUAAAUGAAACUACUUUGUUAGCCCCUCUCCUCUUCCCCCGGUCUCCGAUGUUAACAUGUUGCUGCUAAGUUUUUGUACCGUAGACUUGGAUCCUGAUCUGUAUGUUAUAUAGAACUUCCUGCUCCUGCUGUACAGGGGCACCUUGUGUAACAGAUAAAUACGCCCCCCCCCCCCCACUCCUACACAUGUGCAUUGUGCUUUAUAUUCCCUUCUUCUCCAUCCCCAGACUAAUGUCAGUUCCCUGACUGAUAUUUGUUUAUUAAACACAAUAUUUACCUCACACUUA
This is a messenger RNA of Gasterosteus aculeatus aculeatus (three-spined stickleback), 5559 nucleotides long. The record is from RefSeq and is a predicted model, not a curated record. Lineage: Eukaryota; Metazoa; Chordata; Actinopteri; Perciformes; Gasterosteidae.